Molecule: messenger RNA, 961 nt
Organism: Morus notabilis
Lineage: Eukaryota; Viridiplantae; Streptophyta; Magnoliopsida; Rosales; Moraceae
Product: single-stranded DNA-binding protein
Exons: 4
Coding region: 109-789 (226 amino acids)
Biological process (GO): mitochondrial DNA replication; positive regulation of helicase activity
Cellular component (GO): mitochondrial nucleoid
Molecular function (GO): single-stranded DNA binding
Source: RefSeq, a predicted model, not a curated record
CAAAUUUCAAUCCCAGCAACAGAGAACACGCCUUUUUUUUUUCAGUAGGGUUUAAACUUGAAACCUAAAACCCUAAAUCCCCAAAUAAAAUAAAAUAAAAUCUCAGAAAUGGCGACCUCCAUGGCUGCUCUGUCCCGAAGGCUCUCUCGAGCUCUUAUCUCAAACUCUAAACCUAAACCCACUCAUCUCAAUCCUCUCGUCUCCGCUCCGUUUUCCACCACAACCACCAUCGACGACUCCGACCUGGAAGGCCCCGACUCCUUCCUAUCCGACUCCGAAUCCGUCUCUUCUCAGUCUUCUCCGUCCAACAAAUCCAAUCAGAAACGCGCUUUCCAGGACCCGGUGCUCGAGAACGGCGUCGACGCGGGCGUUUACAAGGCGGUAAUUGUGGGGCGAGUAGGGCAGAAGCCGGUGCAGAAGCAGCUGAAGAAUGGGCUGACGCUGACGAUGCUUUCGGUCGGGACCGGAGGGAUUCGAAACAACCGGAGGCCGCUGGAGAACGAGAGCCCCCGUGAGUACGCCGAGCGCAGCGCUAUUCAGUGGCAUCGGGUAUGCGUUUAUCCCGAGCGGCUCGGCGCAAUCGUCAUGAAGAAUGCUGUUCCUGGUUCAAUCUUAUAUCUAGAUGGUAAUUUGGAGACAAAAAUCUUUACUGAUCCUAUAAGUGGAAUUGUUCGUCGAAUAAGAGAGAUUUCGAUUCGCCAAAAUGGUCGUGUUGUAUUUUUGGGUGAAGCUCAAGCUGGUGAUGGUCGGGUGCCAACACAAGCGGAAUUACGUGGUCUUGUUUAUUAAGAUUUCUUUUACCAGAAAAUUCAAAUUUUUAGUUGUGCGGUCAAUUUUCUGAUUUUGUAUAAAACAUUGGAAUGGAGGUGGAGGAAGCCUGUAUGUCAUGUAUGUAGGGCUGUUCAUAAACCCGCAAAAUGCAAUUUCUAGUAUUAAAGCAGAUGAAUUGAACAUUGUCGUA